Molecule: messenger RNA, 1330 nt
Organism: Triticum dicoccoides
Lineage: Eukaryota; Viridiplantae; Streptophyta; Magnoliopsida; Poales; Poaceae
Product: ankyrin repeat-containing protein NPR4-like
Exons: 2
Cellular component (GO): plasma membrane
Molecular function (GO): protein binding
Source: RefSeq, a predicted model, not a curated record
GUUUGGCUAAGAGAAUUGUGGAAACACGUCCUGGGCUGGCCAAAGAAGCCGAUAACAAUGGGUGUACUCCGCUAAGUUCAGCUGUAUAUCGUGGCCUGGUUGACGUGUUACGAGUAUUGCUGGAACAUGAUUGCUCUUUAGGGUAUGAGGUGCCAAGUAAUGGUAAUCCUUUCCUUAGUUAUGCUGCAUAUGAAGGUCACCUCGAUGUUGCUGAAGAGCUUCUUAAAUACUGUCCUGAUACUCCUUACCGUUCAACACAAGAUGCCUGUUGGACAUCCCUCCAUGUAGCUGUAUACGAUGAUCAAGUGGAGUUCACAGAAUUCAUCUUGAGGACCCCACAACUUCGGAAACUCAUUAACAUGCGAGACUCCAACGGGAAAACUGCUCUACAUUUGGCGGUAGAGAAGUGCAAUCCUAAAAUGGUUGUUGCUUUGCUGUCUCACGAUGACAUAGACACAACUGUGGUUGAUAAUGAAGGUGUUACAGCAGCUUGGGUAUUAGCUCAUGUCAUUGAUGAUGCGAAGACUUUAAACUGGAAUGAAGUGAGCAUGCUUAUGGCGAGAGCUGAUCCGCAAGAUGCCAAAACUCUUUAUAAUCUUCACACGCAUACCAAACACAAAGCGACCUUAGAAUCAAGGAAGGAGGCGAAGUCACUAACUCAAACAUACACAAGCAACACUUCGCUAGUGGCGAUCCUCAUCACGACAGUCACCUUUGCCGCUGCCUUCACCCUGCCUGGAGGAUACAGCAAUGACGCCGGAAGCGAGGGACUUCCCAUCAUGUCUAGGAAGUUAUCAUUUCAAGCAUUCUUGAUUUCUGACGUCUUAGCAAUGUGCUGCUCCUUUGCUGUCUCCUUCAUAUGCAUCAUAGCAAGGUGGGGGGAUUAUGAGUUCUUGAUUUAUUACAUAUCCGCCACUAAGAAGCUUAUGUGGUUUGCAUAUGUGGCAACAACUACGGCUUUUUCAACUGGUUUAUACACUGUGUUGGCUCCACGUCUUCACUGGUUGGCUAUUGCAAUUUGCGUCAUGGUAGCUUUGUUGCCCAUUUUCACUAAGCUGCUGGGCGAAUGGCCGGUGUUGAAGCUCAGAUUUCGGCUUGGUAAAACAUUCAACUCUGAUCUCCUUGACAUGGUGUGACUUCAACCAUCUGUCUUAUGGUCAUGAUUUCUGAUAGUACUUUGAGGUUUAUAUGUAAUAAACAUUAUUGGGCCAGCUACUUGCUCUUUAUUUGUUAACUCAUUGGGACAAAAUGUUGUACUACGUACCAUUCUUGCAUCUUUUUCAAACUUGUGGCAAAUUCUAUUAUUCUUGUAUGUUGUUGAUUCCAUCUC